UCUCCACCUCUCUCCUCACUUUCUCUCUCUAAUGACCUCCAUGAAAGAACCACCUCUCUCUCGUCGCAAAAAGCCCACUACUACCAACCACACCCAGCAGCCCAAGAAGCUCAAGCUCGUCUGCAGCUUCAACGGCGCAUUCCACCCCCGGCCGCCGUCCGGGAAGCUCCGCUACAUCGGCGGCGAGACCCGGAUCAUCUCCGUCGACCGGAACGUCGGGUUCUCCAAGCUCCGGUCGAAGAUUGCCGAUCUCUCCCCCAACAUUGCCUCCUUCGUCAUCAAGUACCAGCUCCCCGACUUCGGAUCGAGCUCCGGCGCCGCCCUGCUCGUCCGCAUCGACUCCGACGACGACGUCCGACGCAUGGUCGAAGCGUUCGAGAAGCUCGAGAGCUACGGUAAGUCCGCCAGACUCUGGCUCUUUGUUUGUAGCAAUAGCAAUGGUUAUAGUAACGGAGUCGGAUCGGGUCAUGGGGUUGGGUCAGUGACCCGGACCCGGGUGGAGGGUGAGAAGGCGGCGGUUAAGAAACACGGCGAUGAAUCGCUGAGGAAGAUGGUGUUGAAGCAGCAAUUGCUGGCCAAGCAAUCGGGUUUGGUUCGUGGGUUUGGUUUUAGUGAGAGUGAUAUGGAAGUUGGUGGCUUGGGUGAGACUAGGAAAUGUGAGGUGCAUGAACCUCUGCUUAUAGAUUUAGACCCUGAUCGUGAUGAACCGAAAAUGGGGGAGUUGAAUUCUGGCAACGUGGCUCAGUUUUCAGUGGCUAGGUCUAAUCCAUUGAACCUUAGAGAUGUGAAUUUGACGGUUGAUCAAGCUUUGGGGAGGUCUGGUCAGGUUUUGUGUAAUGGGGUUGGGGUUGAGGUUGGGGUGGCUGAUCAGUCAGUCUCGGCAAUGCAGGGUUUGGAACCGGUGAAUUACUCCGGUGUGAAGCCGGGGUGUAAUGGUUGUGAUGUUAAGAAGGAUGUGGGGAAGAACGGAAUUGCUAAAGUGAACAGAGAGAACAUUAUGCCUUGGGGAGCCAGUUGUAAUUUAGUGAAGGAUGGUUUGAGUUGUCAUUCUUGUGGUGAUUCUCCGCUGGAAACUGUGAAUCAGUUGUAUGCCGGCGAUAGGGAGUGUGGUGGCAGCAUUAGGAACCAUAGGUUUGGCGCGAAUGAUACUAGACAUCAGCGGUAUAAUCCAUUUUGUGUUAGGAACCAUAAGAGCAACACAGCUGAGAUGGGGAACCAUCUAACUGUUAGAUUGGAUGGGAGGCGCCUUUCGACAAGGAAAUGCUUCCUUGGACUUAGGCCACAUAUGAGCAUUGCAAAACAGGGGCAGUCUGUGAGAGUGUAUCAUCCCAAUUCAUGCAGGCAUUAUGCCGGUUUUUCUGAGGAUGCAUUGGCAGAAAGGGUGAGGAUGAUGAAUUCUAGCUCAAUCAAAGACAGGUCCUUGAGUGGUGUCCAACAUACUAACCAGAAGCGAAUUAAAGAGUAUGGCCCUGGACUUUUACAGCAUAUGAAUGUGAAUCCCAAGGAAUAUUGCUUAGGUUAUUAUGGUGCGUUUACUAGAGUGGGUGAUCAAUCACUCUUGAACUGUGAUGUUACUGACAAUUUGUUUCCAUCUGUGAGGACUAUGGACACUCAGGAAAAUCUUGUAACUGUUUCUGGUUUUGGAAAGUACGAAAGUGUUCAUGGAGUGACCAGCAAAUGCGAGCCUAUUCAUCGUGAUCUUGACAAGGAGACAUGCCUGAAAGACAUUGUGAACGGUCGUAACACCUCUGGCACUAUUGAUAAUAAGUUGCCUAAUGAGGAAACAGUCAUCAAUUCUUCAGGCAAUUCUAAAAAUGGCAGUAAUGACAUGCAAGAUUUAUAUAAUGGAGUAACAUGUUCGGUGAAUAUUUCUUUGCGUAACCUUUCACUGUCCAAAGAAGUGGAAGGUCCUCAGCUCUCUUCUCAUGCUAGCUGUGUGGUGACUUCUGAUACCUUGCUAAAACCUCAAGAUCUCAGGGAUGAAGGACAAUUUAUCUUGGGUCCUCAAGUCAAGGAAUCAAAUGGAGUUGCAUCUAAUCCUUCAUUCCAGAAUUCAGCUAAGACAGAGAAAUGCAGUGUGCAUGUUGAGGAGGUCCGACAGGACUCUUCAUCUAGUUUAAGCUUUACCGAGAAGGCCAACCAUGGAGAAAGUCUUAAUUACUCCAAAGUAAUUGGUGGAACCUCCAACGAUCUGGCUGCAUUUUAUACUCAUCUAGCCACUCGAGAGCUACAGACUAUCAAAAACUCUGACCUUGAGUUUAUAAAAGAGCUUGGUUCGGGCACAUAUGGAACAGUUUACCAUGGGAAAUGGAAGGGAUCUAAUGUUGCCAUAAAAAAGAUCAAGCCAAGUUGCUUUACAGAUGGCGUAUUGGAAGAUCGAUUGCUUGCUGACUUUUGGAAGGAAGCUCAUAUCUUAGGUCAACUUCACCAUCCGAACGUUGUGGCAUUCUAUGGUGUAGUGACAGAUGGACCAGUGACAAAUUUGGCAACGGUGACAGAGUAUAUGGUGAAUGGCUCCUUAAAACAAGUUUUGCGAAGGAAAGAUCGGACUAUUGAUCGUAGGAAGAGGUUGAUAUUAGCAAUGGAUGCAGCCUUUGGUAUGGAAUAUCUUCACGAGAAGAGCAUAGUCCACUUUGAUUUGAAAUCACAUAACUUUCUAGUGAAUAUGAGGGAUCCUCAGCGACCAGUAUGCAAGAUUGGUGAUCUGGGAUUAUCGAAAAUCAAGCAGAGGACACUAGUCUCUGGUGGCGUACGAGGCACAGUACCAUGGAUGGCUCCAGAACUUUUGAAUAGCAACAACAAGAACAAUUUGGUGACAGAAAAGGUUGAUGUAUAUUCAUUUGGAAUUGUUAUGUGGGAACUGUUGACUGGGGAGGAGCCUUACGCAAACUUGCGCUCAGAGGAAAUAAUAGUUGGUAUAAUCAAAGGCAAUCUCCGUCCUGAAAUACCAAGCUGGUGUGAUCCAACAUGGAAAUCAUUGAUGGAGAGAUGUUGGUCAUCUGAUCCAGAAUCUAGGCCACCCUUCUCAGAAAUCUCAAAGGACUUGCGUGCAAUGUCUGCUGCUUUGAACAUCAAAUGACACCACUGAAGCUGAGCCAAGCCGAGCCACAUACUGCCUCGGUCUCUAGUACUAGGGGCUAUAGAUCAUUAGAUCGCUUAGUGUAAAUAUUUUGGGGCAGGCUGAACAACAAUAAGUGCACAUGCUCAGACAUGGCUUAUUUUUGCCAGCCACUGUCAUGUGCUUAGAGCAUUAGGGAUGGUCAAGCUGGGUGAAAUUUUUGCAAUCACCGGUUUGUAAUACGGUAAUGACUAGCAUUACAUAUAGCGUGCUGAAGUACGUGAAAGAACGAGCUUCAGUAGUUGGAUUGUCCUUGAAAAUUCGUCACUUGGGUGGAACAAGAUUGUUGCCUCUGUAAGAGGCUGAUAGUUUCUUUGAGGAUUUGCAAUGGUCCUGCACUGUUGCAUUUAACUGUACAUAAUCCUCAUCAGAGUUCUAGUAGGAAGAAAAUCUGAUUGUCUCAAAAAUUUGAGGCAUUUGAAAAUGGCCUUCAAUUUAUGGACAUUGAAUUAUCAGGAAGUUUUCCUUGCUGUAAUGUGAUGGUCCUUUUUAUUAG
Messenger RNA from Rosa rugosa (rugosa rose), 3614 nucleotides. RefSeq lists its product as uncharacterized. Gene Ontology annotation, cellular component: cytoplasm. The record is from RefSeq and is a predicted model, not a curated record. Gene Ontology annotation, biological process: signal transduction; protein phosphorylation. Lineage: Eukaryota; Viridiplantae; Streptophyta; Magnoliopsida; Rosales; Rosaceae. Gene Ontology annotation, molecular function: ATP binding; protein kinase activity; protein binding. The transcript is spliced from 8 exons. Bases 32 to 3079 code for a protein of 1015 amino acids.